AUCAAAAUUAUUUGAAAGAUAAAUCCAAACUCAAAUUCUUUAAAAUGAUUCCUGCAUUUCAAAUUCGGCUUCUAUAUGCAUAGACAGAAAGCUAAGAAUCUUCAAUUAAACAAAUAAAAUUAGGAAUGCUGAGUGCUGAAUGCAGUGUGAAGAAAGUAGAACAGAGGCCAUUUUCUCUGAUAGGCUGCUGGGCCAGACAGAAGACAAAGUGGGUACCUGAAUAAAACCGUUAAGCUAAUAAAAAUCUUAUGGAGAACUGUGAUUCUUCUGAUAUUGCAGAUGGGUUGGAAGAAGCAUAUGUCGUUGAGGAGCAGGGAUCCAAAAACAGUGUUGAAAGUGAUGACUCUAAUGGUGAUGAAAUGGGUUUGAUCAGAAAAGAGUUUGAGCAUCAUGAAAAGGGCGUGUCUAGGAUAAACAAUGGGAGUUUUGGGACCUGCCCUGCUUCUGUUAUGGAUUCACAGGCUAAAUGGGCAGGGUUGUGGUUGCAACAGCCUGAUAAGUUCUAUUUUGGGCCUCUGCAAGAUGGGAUUUUGCAGUCUAGGAGGAUAGUGGCUCAGAUCAUCAAUGCGGAACAGGUGGAGGAGGUCUCGUUGGUGGACAAUGUCACAACAGCAGUUGCAGUUGUGCUUCAGGAGGUUGCUUGGGGAUUCAUGGAGAAGAAAUUUCAGAAGGGAGAUGUUGUACUGAUGCUUCAUUAUGCCUAUGGAGCUGUGAAGAAGGCAAUCAAUGCAUAUGCUGGUCGGGCUGGGGCCCGUAUUAUUGAAGCUGAAUUGCCAUUUCCAGUUGGAUCCAAUGAUGACAUAAUAGACAGCUUCAGAGCUGCAGUGGACAAAGGCAAGCAAAAUGGGGGAAGAAUUAGGCUGGCAGUUAUAGAUCAUGUAAGUUCCAUGCCCUCUGUUCUUAUCCCUGUAAAAGAGCUUGUUAGGAUAUGUAGAGAAGAAGGGGUAGACCAAGUUUUUGUAGAUGGAGCCCAUGCUAUCGGAAAUAUAGAAAUUGACAUGCAAGACAUUGAUGCUGAUUUUUACACCAGCAACCUGCACAAGUGGUUUUUCUGCCCACCCUCUGUUGCAUUUUUGUACUGCAGGCAUUCAUUUCAUUCAAAUAUUCACCACCCAAUUGUUUCCCAUGAAUUUGGAAAAGGAUUGCCUGCCGAAUCUGCUUGGGUUGGCACUAGGGACUAUAGUGCACAACUUUGCGUGCCUUCUGCUUUGGAGUUCACUAAAAAAUUUCAAGGUGGCAUUGAAGCUAUAAGGAGAAAGAAUCAUGAAAGAGUUGUUGCAAUGGGAGAAAUGUUGGCUGAGGCUUGGGGGACUCAGUUGGGGACUUCUCCAGAGUUGGCCUCAGCAAUGGUGAUGGUUGCAUUGCCAAACUGUUUGGAGAUUCAUUCAGCGCAAGAUGCAUUGGAUUUGAGGACUCGUCUCAGGAAAGAGUUUGCGGUCGAGGUUCCGAUUUAUUACAGGGCACUGGAUAAAGAUUUGCAAUCAAACAGAGGGGCAAGUUUCAGAGCUUAUGCAAGAAUCUCUCAUCAAAUAUAUAAUACUUUGGAUGAUUAUCUGAAAUUCAGAGAUGCUAUACUUCAUCUUGUUGCAGAGGCUUCAAAAGUGGAGGAAGGAGUCUGUUUAAAAAAAUAGGGUUGAUGGAUCCGAAGUGAGCAUCUCUUGGAUAUAAGAAUAGUGAUGUUUCUCAGCAGCACUGCAUGCAUCCUGCCAGUACCUGCAAGUAAGACUUCUCCUUACUAUAUGAUCAACGGACGUUAAGAAAUAUCUUCAAAUUGUCAGUUGGCGACCUUCCAGAAGCUUGCAUGAUGAUUCCUUGGAAGAUUGUAAGGGCAUCGUGCGACGCAAAAUCCAUUCUAUCAUAUGCAUUGAUUCAUUUUCCAUUGACAAAUGCUGUCUUAUCUUAUUCAACGAUGACUUAUUGUAACAGGACACAUAUGCAACCACUUACUACAAGAUUGUAAUAUGAAUGGAAAGGAAAAAGUGUUCUUCAAUAUCAAUGUAUAUAUGCUUCUAAAUUCCACAAAAGGUUUUAGCUGUU
Cryptomeria japonica (Japanese cedar) is the source of this 2037-nucleotide messenger RNA. RefSeq names its product putative L-cysteine desulfhydrase 1. The transcript is spliced from 3 exons. Lineage: Eukaryota; Viridiplantae; Streptophyta; Pinopsida; Cupressales; Cupressaceae. The coding region runs from base 249 to 1631 and encodes 460 amino acids. The record is from RefSeq and is a predicted model, not a curated record.